Messenger RNA from Astrephomene gubernaculifera, 1276 nucleotides. NCBI's taxonomy places the organism in Eukaryota, Viridiplantae, Chlorophyta, Chlorophyceae, Chlamydomonadales, Astrephomenaceae. The record is from the annotation of a GenBank genome assembly.
GGCGGGUUUGCUGAUGGCAGCAGCGGCGGUGCCGGAGGAGGAGGGGGAGCAGGAGCAAGUAGCGGAGGCGCUACUCGCAGCAGCAUCCAAGUGGCAGUCCGUCUGAGGCCGCUGUGCGAGAAGGAGCGGCUGCGUGGCGACCGGGCAGGCUGGGCAUCCGAGCGGGACGGCACCGUGGGGCUGGUGGACCCCAACACGGGGGCCUUCACGCCAAAACACAGGUUCGACACGGUGUUCGGCCCCGAGGCGGGCAACUCCGAUGUGGCUGGCGCGCUGGCGCUGCCGCUGGUGGGCCCCGCGCUGUCGGGCGUGAACGGCACCAUCUUCGCGUACGGAGUCACCAGCAGCGGCAAGACGCACACCAUGAUGGGGACGGAGGGGGAUCCGGGCAUCGUACCGCGCGUGGUCCGCGAGCUGUUUUCGCAAAUUGCAGCUGCGGCGGCGGCAGGGCAAGCCGGCUCCAGCUUCAUCCACGGCUGCUCACCGUGUCCCUCGCCUGCCGGCCCCGGCGGCCCCCGCUCCUUCAGCGUGCGCAUGUCCAUCAUGGAAAUAUACAAUGAGAUUUUAAAUGACCUUCUAGAUCCCAGCCGAGCAAACUUGAAGGUCCGCGAGGACGCUCGCAGCGGUCUGGUGGUGGUGGAGGGGCUCACGGAGCAGCCGGUGGCGAGCGCUGAGCAGGCUCUGGAGCUGAUACACCGCGGCGACCACAACCGCAAGGUCAGCGCCACCGCUUUCAACGAGGACUCCAGCCGCUCCCACACCAUCACCCGCAUCAUCGUGGAGUCGACGCCCCUGCAACAGCCCUUUGACGCAGCAGCCGCUGCGGGUGCUGACCCGCCGCGACCCGUGGGUCGCCGCACCACCGCUUGCCUGUGCCUCAUUGAUCUUGCGGGCAGCGAGUCGGCUAAGGCCGUGGUCAGCAAGGGACAGCGAAUGGAGGGGUCGUACAUCAACCGCUCGCUGCUCACCCUCGGGACGGUUAUUCACAAGUUGGCGGCGGGCGCGGCGGGACAUGUGCCCUUCCGAGACUCCAAGCUUACGCGACUGCUGCAGCCCAGUCUGUCCGGCCCAGGCGCCCGCGUGGCGGUGGUGUGCAACGUCACUCCCGCCAUGGGCCAGAGUGACGAGACGGCCAACACGCUCAAAUUCGCGGCACGUGCCAAGCUGGUGCAGGUGACCGCCCGCACCAACGAGGUGCUGGACGACCGCACCCUGCUGCGGCGCUACCAGAAGGAGGUGGCGGACCUCAAGCGUCAGCUCGCGGAGGCGCGCAGGC